This is a messenger RNA of Solanum verrucosum, 2501 nucleotides long. RefSeq lists its product as uncharacterized. The transcript has 9 exons. Bases 136 to 2346 code for a protein of 736 amino acids. NCBI's taxonomy places the organism in Eukaryota, Viridiplantae, Streptophyta, Magnoliopsida, Solanales, Solanaceae. The record is from RefSeq and is a predicted model, not a curated record.
AGUUUGGACAUGGCACUGUGACACCACCACCUCCAUCUUCUCCCAAAUCAAACCCUAGCUUUGCUUUUUUUCAUAUCAAGAUUGAGUUUUUCUAUUAAAAAAAUUGUGGGGUUUGUGAAUUAUCCAUUAAAGAUUAUGGAUCAUUUGAGUAGUGAUAAUCAAUGGGAUAUUCCUGAUACCCCUAAUAGAUUAGCUGCUAAGGAUAUGAAUGGGAGGAGGUAUGCCAAUGUAGAGAGUGAUUUGUCUGCAUCAGGGAAUUCAGUAAAUGGGAAUGGUGCUGCUGAGAAUGGGAAUCAACUUAUUGAUAAUGGUUUUGGAAGAAAAAGGUUGUUUAUGCGUCCUCCAAGAAGAAUUUCCAGGAAAUCUGAAUGCGAUGCGAAGUCAUCAGCUUUUGGUAUGGGAGAUUCUUUGCCUUCAAGAAAUGGUGUUCCAUUCAAGGUUUCCUCAAUUCCUAAUUCCAAGGAGAAACAUAACUUGCAUCUUGCUAAAAAUGGAAUCACAGAAUCAAAAAGUCAGCAAGACCGUCCUGUCAUAGACCUGACAAAGCAAAGUGGGUCGUCGACUCGUGUAUUUGUCAAGUCUCCUGCAGUUGGAGUACAGAAUAUUGGUCGAGAUGAAAAAUAUAGAUCGAUGAAUGAACACUCUAAUUUUCACAGGAUGACUUCCACACCAUCCAGCAGUACCAGCAAAGGAAAGGAAAUUGCUGAUCUAGUUAAACUUGGUUUAAAUAAAUCUCGUGGAGAAAAGGAUUCUGCCAUUGAUGCACAGCUUGGAGCUCGAAAGGAUGGUUCUACAUCUCUUGCUAACUCACCAAGAGUAACUGGGCAGAAAAGAUUGGUCCGAAAUGGAUGUAUAUCCCCUAUGAACAUAGCUAAGGCUAAAAAGCCAGCUGAGAUGGAGGAUAACAGUAUUUUAAUCCAUGGGCUAACUGAUACCAGUCUUACAGCAUCAUCCGCUGGUACAAGCUCAGAUAGUGCUAAAGAAAUAAUCUCUAAAGAUGGUAUUUCUACAGUAAAGGGUAACGGGGUGGUAAUCCAUUCUUCCCCUUCAAAAGAAGAUGACACAAUACAUACGUCUAGCAGUGAUUCCAGUAGAGAUGUGUUCAGAAGCUUUGACGAAUCAGGAGGAUGGAGAAGUACGCGUAACCGCAGUUCAAAUAUGAACUUGUCAUUGCCCAAUCUGCACAGGACUUCAGAAAGAGAUAGUGCACACUUUGUCUCUCAUCCCAGUGGGAGUAGGGUGAUGAGAAGAGAUGAUGCAACUAGUUGUCAAGAUUCAGCUUCUAUUAGACAUCUUUCUGGUGUAUCUGCAGGGCCGGAGGGACCCCCUUCUGGACCUCAAUGUCGCCAAAUUAAUGGACAUCAUACUGCACCAAGCACAGUUAAGAAAAGACUAAAGGAAGGACCUGCCUCAAGCAGCCAUGGUGAAUGUUCUACAUCAGUCUCUAAGGAUGUAGACAUCAUUUGCCUUACCUCACCUGAAAGUAGGGUUAAUACAAGGUCCACAAGAAACCCAAGUCAUGUAGGUACAGGCGUAGAACCAGUGAUUGUAGUGGACAGUCCUUCCUCUACCACAAGACAUGAAGGCUCUCGUGUUGCGUGUAGCAGUAGUAGGAAUGAAGAUGCUAGAGCCAGUCAAGUAGAUGCUGAUGAAAGGCUUGCACGGGAACUCCAGGAACAGUUGUACAAUGAGGUCCCUUCCUUUGGUGUUGGUGAGAUUGAUGAAGAUGUAGCCUUGGCUUUAGUGCAGGAGGAUUUCCGACGUGCUUCCUCUGGAUUAGAGAACCAAUUAUCUGGUCUUAAUGGAUCAUCGGUCACAAACUUACGCAGAAGGCAACCAAGAAAUGCAUCCAACAUAUCUCGUAGAGCUUCUCAAGCUCGGGCGUCUACCUCGAAUAGGAUGACAAGGUUGAGGAACAGUUUCCCUGGACAACCUCGUACUAUCUCAUCAUCUAGAGGAAGAAAUUCACUGUUUCCUCCUAACAUGGAUGUAGACAUGAGGAUGCAUAUAUUGGAAACCUUAGAGGCUUUCAGUAAUAUGGAUGUGGACAGGAACCUCCUUCAGACGCAGCGCGACUUCAAUGAGAAUGACUACGAAAUGUUAUUGUCCCUUGAUGAGAACAACCACCAACAUGGUGGUUCAUCUUCACGACAAAUCAACAACUUGCCACAGUCAACAGUUCAGAAUGAGACUCUUCAAGAACCGUGUGCUGUUUGUCUCGAAACUCCAACCAUAGGGGACGUUAUCCGCCAUCUCCCAUGCUUACACAAGUUUCACAAAGACUGCAUUGAUCCAUGGCUGAGUAGAAAAACAUCAUGCCCAGUUUGCAAGUGUUCGAUAUCUUAAUCUGCUGUAGAGAUGAUAUGUGGAAUACAUGCCUGAUUUUGAUACAAAUCUUGUACUUUAUGUUCAAGGUUGUUCAGAACAAAGUGCUUUCUUUUGCUAUAUGGUUUUCUUCAGUUACUUCUCUCUAUACUUGAUGUUAAGUGUUCCAAUAGUUG